GCAGAGGAAGGAGGAGUGGGUUUCUUGUGACAAGACUGGACUACUAUAGAGGGUGGUUCCUGCAGCUGAAUUACAGUGAGCGCACACACUGGACUCGGGAUUCUCUGUGAUUAUUUUUUAUCAGAAUCAUGGGUCAGUUAUUCUCCGAUACAUCUAACAAUGAAGACAAUGGAGAUUUGGUGUCCAGUGUCACUAAAUAUUUUAUGGAGAUUAAGGCAGAAAACAAAAUCAUUUCUCAGGAGACUAUCCAUUUAAUAGAAUUUCAUCUGAAAAACGGAAACAUUCAAGGGGCAAAAUCUGCAAUCAAUGCUGCUUUAAAAAUUAUUGAAAAGGCCCCAAUAAACAUUGCUGUGACUGGAGAAUCUGGAGGAGGGAAGUCCAGCUUCAUCAAUGCCCUGAGGGGGGUGGGACCUGAAGACCAAGGUGCAGCUGAAGAAGGGAUAACCGAAACAACUAUGAUGAGAAACUCAUAUAAGCACCCCAAAAUUGAAACGUUGGUUUUAUGGGACCUGCCUGGCAUUGGAACUAUGAACUUUCCACCAAAAGAUUAUCUGGAGAAAGUGAAAUUCCAAGAGUAUGAUUUCUUCAUUAUUGUUUCUGCCACACGUUUUACAAAACUUCAACUAGAUCUUGCCAAAGCAAUCAGAUUCAUGAAAAAGAAUUACUACUUUGUAAGAACCAAGGUCGACAUAGAUUUACAAAAUGAAAAGGAAUCCAAACCACGCACCUUUGACAGAGAAAAGACCCUGCAGCAGAUCAGAAGCUACUGUGUGAACACCUUCACUCAGAAUAACAUGGAUGAACCACAGAUUUUCCUGAUUUCUAACAGACAUUUAUCUGACUAUGAUUUUCCAAUUCUGAUGGACACUCUGAUAAAGGAUCUUUCUAAUCAAAAGCGCCACAAUUUUAUGCUUUCCUUGCCUAAUAUUACCGAGGCAGUCAUUGACAGAAAGCACAAGUCUCUGCAGCAGCAUAUCUGGUUGGAAGCCUUCACGGCUGGACUUUUGGCUGCUAUUCCUGGAGUGGGCAUCCACACAAAUGAUGUAGAGAAACUAAAGGUGAAGUUAAACCACUACCGAGUCCUCUUUGGAGUGGAUGAUGCAUCCCUGGACGUCAUUGCUAAGGAUUCUCAAGUGCCUAUUGAACAAUUGAGAAAAAUCAUUAAAUCACCUUAUUUGUUAGAAACUAAGAAAGAAGAAACAUUAGGAGAAAUGUUGUUCAAAUAUUUGGAGAAAUUUCACUUAGCUAAUGGUGGACUCCUUGCUGCAGAUUUUUACUUUAGAAAAACCUUUUACUUAGAAUUUCUUUUCCUUGACACAGUGACUGAAGAUGCCAAAGUUCUCCUUAGAGAGACAUAUUCAAAAAUAUAGUUCAAAUUCAACUCAUUCACAGCUACUGACCAUGACAAGAUCAAAUGGUUAAUGCCAGGAAGUCACCGGAUAAAUUCCCUCAUGAUAUCUUUUUUUUUCACUAGCCAGUCCUCUAUCACUAUGGGACAAACUAAGGGUAAGAGCCAUGUGUGUUAAUAUGUCAGAACCUGACAACCCCAACUUCAGCACUCUACCUUCCCUCUUGUCUUUCAGCUCCACAUGCACACUUGAAUACACAUGCACAGGCACACACACACAUAUGAAUGCAUGCAUGCAUACAUGCACACACACACAGUGCACAAAGCACUUGCCAUGCCAUGCAGACAGAAGAAGCAGAGAUCAAUUUACACAACCUGUAUAAAUGUUGAGUGGGUGUGACAGCCACCUUGUACUCCAAAUUCAGAAUGCAGAAACAGUGGAACCGUGGAGCAAGUUGGCCAGCUAGAGCAAGUAAAUCUGCAAGCUCUGGUCCAGCUGUCAGACUCUGCCUUGGAAAACGACAGGAAGCAAUUGAAGAUAAGGCCUAAUAUAAAACAGACCUGCGUAGACACAUGUGAACAGGCAUACCAUACAAGAGGAACAUUUUGAAUAUGAAGUAAAAUGAAACUCGGGAAGUAAAAAAAACUAAAGUCUUACAAACUACUGUUGUGAAAUAUAAAUUGUAAGAUGUGCCCAAUGUGGGCAACUACAUCCACACAAAACUUGAGAGAGUUUAAUAAGAAAUUUCAAACACAAAAGAACAGAGUUGAGUGCAGCUUCUUGGUAGUCACAUUUUCUUUCCAGUGGACUCUGUUUGCUGGCAGCAAGCGGGGGGCACAGCGGCUCCUUUAGGAGAGGUCUUCCUGACUUAGCACUGGCAGCAAAAGCUGCUCAGCUUCUUUACCGGUUCUUGCUAGUAGCACAAACAACUCUGGCUGUUUCAGGAGAUGGAGCACUUAAAUAGGGUAUGUGAGCAGCAUGUUACAAAUUGCUUAAUGGUGAUGUAGAUGCAGUGAACAUUCCUUUGCCACGCUAAAAUAGGUCAAGUCAACAGGCAGGGCCACAGAGUUGGUCCUAAUCAUGCCUGUUUAGCAUUUUUUUUAAAAAGUGCUUCUGGUCAAUUUGCCAAUAGAGAUAAAUUCAGAUUUUAAAAAAAGACCUCUAAGUGGAUCACAGUGUUGCAUAAAUGUGC
Messenger RNA from Microtus ochrogaster (prairie vole), 2541 nucleotides. RefSeq names its product interferon-inducible GTPase 1-like. Lineage: Eukaryota; Metazoa; Chordata; Mammalia; Rodentia; Cricetidae. The transcript is spliced from 2 exons. The record is from RefSeq and is a predicted model, not a curated record. The coding region runs from base 129 to 1370 and encodes 413 amino acids.